Lytechinus pictus (painted urchin) is the source of this 1104-nucleotide messenger RNA. RefSeq names its product F-box/SPRY domain-containing protein 1-like. The transcript is spliced from 2 exons. The coding region runs from base 304 to 1104 and encodes 266 amino acids. NCBI's taxonomy places the organism in Eukaryota, Metazoa, Echinodermata, Echinoidea, Temnopleuroida, Toxopneustidae. Gene Ontology annotation, molecular function: protein binding. Gene Ontology annotation, biological process: synapse assembly involved in innervation; proteasome-mediated ubiquitin-dependent protein catabolic process. The record is from RefSeq and is a predicted model, not a curated record. Gene Ontology annotation, cellular component: SCF ubiquitin ligase complex; synapse.
GCGCUGCGCUGCAUAUGCAUGCAAGUACGCAACGCAACAUGCAUGACUGAUGGAGAUGCUGCGCUGAACUGAAGAGGAAUUCUCACGGCUCGGGAUUUUUAUCCUCCCUGUAUCUGUGGAGCAAUGGGCUACAUGUCUAUACUACUAAAGCUGCAUUUUUUGACGGGGUCUUUGACUAUUUUCCAUAUCGUGUUUCUGUGAAAUUACGGGUAAAAUUCUCCCGACAGAGCCGCCGAUCGAGUCUCUUGAUUGAGUCAACGCCUGAACAGCUGAGAACGGAAAACCCGUUCAUUGCCGUGCCGUAUGCAUGCAUAUGAUACCGGUCUUUGGCUCGUCAACAGCAAGAUGACAGCGGCGAACAUACCGGUGCCUGUGUUGGAGCGAAUAUUUUCUUACCUGGAAUUAACGGAAUUACUCUGUUGUUCACUCGUUUGCAAGGCUUGGUACGAUUGUCUUUACGAUGAAAACAGCCCUGUGUGGAAAGUGCAAUGCCUGCGGAAACUCGCAAAGGACGCUGCAAACGGCAAACUGCUGCAGCAUCUCCCCUCGUACAAGGCGAGGCUGCGGGCCUUCCACCAUGCAUUCAAUCCCAAUGACUGCUCCCGAAACAUUUACAUCCGACCAAACGGGUUUACGCUGCACAGGAACCCGGUGGCACAGAGCACAGAUGGUGCUCGGGGUAAGAAGGGCUUCAAUGAGGGAAGACAUGCUUGGGAGGUUUGGUGGGAAGGACCCCUAGGAACUGUAGCCGUUGUUGGUAUAGCCACGAAACAUGCGGCAAUGCAGUGUCAAGGAUAUGUAGCACUUCUCGGGAAUAACGACCAGAGCUGGGGCUGGAAUUUGGUAGAUAAUCUUCUUAUUCACAACGGGGAUCACCAAGGCAACUUCCCGAAUUGCAAUAAUGCACCCAAAUAUGAGGUCGGGGAGAAAAUACGAGUCAUUCUGGACUGCGAGGACAACUACCUCGCGUUCGAACGCGGCUACGAGUUCUUGGGCGUGGCAUUCAGGGGUCUACCCAACGAGAAGCUCUAUCCGUCUAUCUCAGCCGUCUACGGCAACACCGAGGUCACGAUGGUCUAUCUCGGAGAGCCGCUGGAUGGAUGA